AUGAGGGGGGUGCAUGCCUCAAACUAUGACAUUAUUCGCGUUUUGGGCAAGGGGAGUUUUGGAGUCGUCAGGCUUGUUCGUGAGAAGAGCGAAAACUGCGAGACUCUUCGUGGGAGCAGCUCUAGUGCCAGAUACCUGGACGGCUCAUUGACUCUACAGAACGAAACUCCUCCUGUGCUGAACCAAAGACCUAAACAGCUGUUCGCCAUGAAAGUCAUCAGAAAAUCUGACAUGCUUCGCAACAGUCAAGAGGGCCAUUUGCGUGCGGAACGGGAUUUCUUGGUAGCUUCAGAAAACUCCCGCUGGGUAGUGCCUCUGAUUGCUGCCUUCCAGGACAACAACAAUCUGUACCUUGUGAUGGAGUACAUGAUGGGUGGAGACUUUCUCGGCUUGCUGCUUCGUCACGACAUUCUGGACGAAAACGUAGCCAAAUGGUAUGUCGCUGAGAUGAUACUUUGCAUCGAAGAAGCACACAAAAUGAACUGGAUUCAUCGCGACGUCAAGCCCGAUAACUUUCUCAUCACCGCGUCCGGCCAUCUCAAGAUUUCCGACUUUGGCCUCGCCUUCGACGGUCAUUGGGUCCACAAUCAGACAUACUAUAACGAACAACGAUAUAGCCUACUUCGUGAUUUGGACCUGCAAGUUGAGGGCGAUGAACAGGAUGUCGAAGAAGAAAGAAAUCGGCAAGAUGCUCGCAGAGCCAUGGAUCAGAUCCACGGCAACACGGCGAAUCGCAGCCGCUAUCAAACGAGGCAGGACUCUGCCAAUGGACCUAUCAUCGACUGGCUGAACCGGGAACAAAGACGCCAGUUUGCAAAAAGCGUGGUGGGAACUAGCCAGUACAUGGCACCAGAGGUGAUCAGGGGUGAAAGCUAUGAUGGGCGAUGUGACUGGUGGAGCAUUGGUAUAAUUCUAUACGAAUGUCUCUACGGCUGUACCCCUUUCUUCUGUGACAACAGACAAGCAACCAAGGCGCGCAUAAUCGAUCACAGAAGAUGGCUUCGCUUCCCAACCGACCAGCGAUACACCCGUCCUAACAUUGACCGCGUACCUCUGAUGCCCGUCACACGCAACGCCAUCGACCUCAUGAUGCGGCUUCUCGAAGAGCGGCAGGAUCGCCUCUCAGCCAAGCGGUAUCGCGAAAACGACUGGGUUCUCCGUGACAAAGCCCUCGGCGUCCGCAGCAAUCGCCACAUGCACCAUCCCACCGGGCACAUUGUCUUUCCCAACGACGCCGAAGACAUCAAAUCGCAUCCCUUCUUCCGCAACAUCCAAUGGUCACUGCUGCACAUGACGCGCCCACCCUUUGUGCCGCGCGUGCACGGCGGUCAGCCCAUCACAAAGUACUUUGACGACGAAGCCGAGAUCAUGAGCGCAUCCGACCAUCUCGACUCGUCCAGCUACGACACGCUCGCCAUCCCCCCUUUCAUCCCUGACCCCGCCACCCUCGCAACCCAAGAUCCCACCGCCCCCUUGUUUUGCACCCCAGCCCUCAACCUCCCAGACGAUAUCUUGCACAACUCCCCAAAUACUAUCUUCCCCCCCUUCCAGAUGCUCAAGCGCCGCAAGAGAGAAAAAAAGAGGCCUCGUGAUAAAUUGCUGCGCGACCCGGAAGUCGGGCGUGCCGCCAUGGAGAUCAGGAAGAGGGGCGCGUUUGUCGGGUAUACGUAUCGCAGGCCGAGGUUUUCGCUGCCGGAUUUGGAGGAGAGGAUCGCGAUGAUGAGGCCACAGGCUGCGAGGGGUGGGGUCGUUGCUGCGAGUGCGUGA
Messenger RNA from Exserohilum turcica Et28A, 1767 nucleotides. RefSeq lists its product as uncharacterized. NCBI's taxonomy places the organism in Eukaryota, Fungi, Ascomycota, Dothideomycetes, Pleosporales, Pleosporaceae. The transcript is spliced from 3 exons. Gene Ontology annotation, biological process: intracellular signal transduction; peptidyl-serine phosphorylation. Bases 1 to 1767 code for a protein of 588 amino acids. The record is from RefSeq and is a predicted model, not a curated record. Gene Ontology annotation, molecular function: ATP binding; protein serine/threonine kinase activity.